Cicer arietinum (chickpea) is the source of this 867-nucleotide messenger RNA. RefSeq names its product citrate-binding protein-like. Lineage: Eukaryota; Viridiplantae; Streptophyta; Magnoliopsida; Fabales; Fabaceae. The record is from RefSeq and is a predicted model, not a curated record.
AUUCUAUAGAAGCAAUCAAUUGGUAGUUGAGAAAUUAAGAAGAAAAAAAAAAUGAGUAGCACUUACAUUUUUGUGAUUCUAUCUUUGUUUUUUUUAGUUUGUACUCACAUUGUGGUAGUAUGUGGUGAAGAUCCUACUUAUGGUUUUACCUCUGUCCCAUUGACUGAAGCAAAUUUUGAGGUGCAGAAGCCUUACAACAUACCUCUAAAGCAAAGGUAUAGCUACAUUGAUGGUGUUCAUCGAUUUUGGGUUUAUGCUAAUGAUAAGCCUUACUCUCCUAGUAGCCCUACUCAGCCACGCACAGAAAUUCGCAUUAAGGGGCUUGACUACCACUCAGGGGUAUGGCAAUUUGAAGGUUAUGGCUAUGUGCCAAAGGGAACAUCAGGUGCUACAAUAGCACAAAUCCAUGGUGCAUCAGAAGGUGCUACAACUUUAAUACUAAGAAUAUACAAUGGAGAUAUGAGGUAUUACAACACAUAUUUGGUGGCUGAAAAUCUUUAUAAUAAAUGGUUCAGACUUAAUAUCAUACAUGAUGUGGAUGGUGGAAUAGUUACUGUGUUCAUUAAUGGAGUUAAGAAAUUUCAAACAAAGGAUCAUGGGCCAGGUGAUUUGUAUUUCAAGUUUGGGGUUUAUGCUGCACCUGAUGAUAUAAGUAAUUACAUGGAAUCAAGAUGGAGAUAUAUUAAAAUAUAUAAAAAAUGAUCACUUCUCAACUAUUUUCAAUAUACUUUAUUUGUCUGUAUAUUUGUUUUAUUGUAUAAAUGUAAGAUGGUUUGGUAUGAUAAUUAAACUUUCUUGUAGUACUACUUUGACUUUUUUUAAACAAAAUAUAAAUCCAAGAGAAAAUAUCUCACUAAUAAAUGUUAA